Molecule: messenger RNA, 7822 nt
Organism: Strigops habroptila (Kakapo)
Lineage: Eukaryota; Metazoa; Chordata; Aves; Psittaciformes; Psittacidae
Gene: YLPM1
Product: YLP motif containing 1
Exons: 18
Coding region: 61-6570 (2169 amino acids)
Biological process (GO): regulation of telomere maintenance
Cellular component (GO): nucleus
Source: RefSeq, a predicted model, not a curated record
GCCGCCGCCGCCGCGGCCUGUGGAAGCGCCGGGCUCCGCUCCUGCCGCCGCGGCCCCGCCAUGUACCCGGCCUGGGGCUUGUACGGGGCGGCGGGGCACUACCCGCCGCCGCCCACCUCCAUCCCGCCCCCGCCGCUGCCCAUCCCUCCUCCCAGCGUGCCGCCUCCCACCGUCCCGCCGAUGCCGCUGCCCAGCUACCCGCCGCCGGGCCCCGCGCCUGCCGCCGCCGCCCCGCCGCCGCCGCCCGCCGGUACCUCGGGGUUCCUGAGCCUGCAGGAGCAGCACCUGGCGCAGCUGCAGCAGCUCCAGCAGAUGCACCAGAAGCAGCUGCAGUCCGUGCUGCUGGGGCCGCCGCCGCCGCCGGGGCCGCCCCCUCCGGGACUGCCGCCGCCGCCGCUGCCCGGCUCCUUCAACGACUGGCAGCAGCCGCCGCCACCCGUGCCGCCGCCGGUCCGCAGCUACCAGAAGCAGUUCGCCCACCGCGACCCGCCGCCGCCGACUCGCAAGCCGCCCGCCGCCGGCCGGGAGCGCGAUGGCCAGGAAGCGCCGGGCGGGCACGGCGACUGGGGCGAGCCGGUGCCCUCCUCGCCGGUGCCCAUGGACAUGGAGCUGUCCUCGCCGCCGCAGUCCCCGCAGCCCGCCGCCCAGGCCUACCUGCCCCCCGCCCAGACCUACUUGCCGCCGCCCCAGGCGGAGCCGUAUCUGCCCCCCGCCCAGCCACCCCCGGCCCAGUCCCCCCCGCUCCAGCCCUACCUGUCCCGGGCGCAGGCCUCCCAGCCGCCCCCCUCCUUCUCCGAGCCGCCUCCUUCCUACCUGGAGCCCCCGCCGGCCUCCGCCUCCCAGCCUUACCUGCCGCCUCCUGCCCAGGGCUACAUGGCGCACCCCCAGCCCUACCUGCUCCCCUCCCAGGCCUCCCCAUCUCAGACAGCACAGCCCGGCCCGGUCCCCUCCAUCCCUCCCCCGGCUAAGCCAUCGCCGGCCCAUUUCCCCCCACCCCAGACGUCCCUGCCUCUGCCUGCUCCCAACCAGCCGGAGGCAGCGCCGGCCGCCGCCAAGGAGACCGGUGGCAACGAGCAGCCGGACCCCUCCACCAUGACUCCCCAGGAACAGCAGCAAUACUGGUACCAGCAGCACUUGCUUAGCCUGCAGCAAAGGGCAAAGGCCCACGCUCAGGGACAGCAGCAAAUGAAAGGUCCAGUAGGGAAGGAUGCAUCUGAGCAGAGAGCAAAGUCUGAAGAAGGGAAAAUGAGUGCUUCAACUCAGCAGUCUGAACCUCCUCCACUUAAUGAAUCCCUUCCUCCAGCUUCCAAAGAAGAUGAGUCUUCUCUUACGUCCACUGAAACUCAGCUCAAUAUUGAACCUCCCGAUGACCCUGAGGAAGAUUUGAGAUUGCAGCAAUUGCAAGCGGCAGCAGCUCAAUGGCAGCAGCAACCUCAUCAGCGGGUUGGAUUUCAAUAUCAAAGAAUAAUGCAGAAGCAUGCCCAGCUGCAGCAGAUGGUACAGCAGUAUCAACAGAUCAUGCAACAGCCUCCACACUUACAGACAAUGUCAGUGGACAUGCAGCUGCGACAUUAUGAGGCACAGCAAAAACAGUUCCAGCAGCUUCAUAAAGAUUGGGAGCGAUCAAUGAACCAACAGUGGCAGCAUCAGCUUCAAACCUACCCUCACAAAGACCAGCUUCAAGAGUAUGAGAAACAGUGGAAAGCAUGGGAUGAACAGAUGAAGGUCACUCAGUCCCAUCUGCAGGAGAAAGUGAGUUCCCUCCAAAAUCUGAAGAAUCAGUAUCCUGCAAAUGUUUCGCUGCCACCUCCAUUUGUUCCAUAUUCUCAAACCAGUCAAGGUGGCAUUCCUAUUAUGCCUCCAACUUUACCUUCAACUACGCCUCCACUGGUCCCCCCACCUCUCUCUUCUGUUUCUCAGUUGUCUAAUUCCUCUGUCCCUUCUGGAUCCAGUUCUCAAAGCGGUCAAUCCACUGAGACACCAAGGCCAGCUCUGCUUCCCACCCCGGGUACCUAUGCAUCAAAAAUGGCUAGUUCAACUGUCUAUUCACCUUAUCAUUCUCAAGUAAGUUCAUCCUUUGGCUCUUCAGACCACGGAAAGUCUCAAGCUCAUCUUAGUAAACAAACUGUUUCUAUUUCAUCUGAGCAAGGAUGUGGGGAACCAAAAGCCACUUCUUCAGUGUCUUCAACGCAUGCACCUACCAUGCAGGAUAAACCUGUGAGGUCAGGUGGAUUGCUUCCAGAUCCUCCCAGAUCAGCACGUUUUGAAAGCCCCAGAGGCCCUAGAUUUGAUGGACCUCGAGGAAGAGGAUAUGACAAAUUUGAAGGCUCAAGACAGAGAGGGCCUCGUUUUGACUCCCAGCGUUCAGAAGGAUACAGGUCACGUUUUGACCGGCAGAAUACAGAUGGACAGUCUUCAAGUAGGUGGGGGAAUAUCCCACGAGGGCCAGCAGCACAAUUUUAUACUUCAACAAAUUCAUCACAUGGACAUGGUUCCCGACCUGGUGGUUCACGGUGGAUGGGGCCCAGGCCUCAUUUGGGACAGCAGCAGCAGCAGUCACAGACAGACUCACAGUCAGAAAACAAAGAACCUUUUACAGAUGUAGCUGGCAAUCAGCAGACUGUAAGCAGAACACAGACUACUCCUGAUGCACAGAGUGCAGGUCCCAUUGAGCCAAAUGAGGACCUGACAAAUACUCAACAGGAGCCAUCCAAACCUGAAGUCAAAGAAACUGUUUCAGACCCUCCUAAAAAGUGGACGUGGAGUUCACAUGAUCCUAACCAGCAAGCAGAAGAGUCCAAAGCACCUACUCCACCUAUUCAGAACCAGAAAUCACCAUCCCUUUCUAGUAACCCUGUAGCUUUGCAAUCAGGUAUUGCAAGAACAGGUGGUGCAGUAACCCCUGUAACAGGAAAUCAAGAUUUGGAUUCACCAGAUAGCCAGCUGAUUGCUUCAGAUAGCACCCAGGGCCCACCUGGGCCAGAAAACAGGGGGAAAGGACCAUUUAUGCAUGAAGAUAGAGGCAAGGGACCAGUAAACAGAGGAAGGGGCCAGGGCAGACUGGAUGAUGGCCGUGGCAGAGGGCAGGGAGAUGGCCGUGGCUGGGGAAUGGGCCGUGGCCGAGGUGGACGAGGAAUGGGAAGGAUGGAUGGUGGCCGAGGGAUGGGAAGGAUGGACGGUGGUUGGGGAAUGGGCAGGAUGGACGAUGGUCAUGGCCGGGGAAUGGGCAGGAUGGAUGAUGGCCGUGGCAGAGGAUAUGUAUACAGAGGCAGAGGGCAAGCUAGGCAGGCAUCCAUCCGUGGCAGGGGGAUGUUCAGGAGAGCAGGCAGCAGGGAGAGGAUGCCAGAUAGGCGGUCAGGCAGCAGGGAGAGGAUGCCAGAUGGACGGUCUGGCAGCCGAGAGAGGGGCCUGGGUGGAGGGUCAGAUAGCCAUGAGAGGGUAUUCUCUAGCCGAGACAGAGAGCUAGCUGGGCGGCCAGGCAGCCGGGACAGGGGACGGGCAGGUAGCCGGGAGAGAGGCCUGGUUAGACGGGCAGGUAGCCGGGAGAGGGAGCCCAUGCGGCGGGCAAUUAGCCGGGAGAGGGAGCCCAUGCGGCGGGCGGGUAGCCGGGAGAGGGUCCCUGUCAGGCGGGCGGGCAGCCGGGAGAGGGUCCCCAUGAGGCGGGCAGGUAGCCAUGAGAGGGGCCCAGUCAGGCAGGCAGGUAGCCACGAGAGGGGUCCCAUCCGGAGGGCAGGUAGUCGUGAGAGGGAAGCAGGAAGAUCUGAAACAGGCAAUAUGGGUAAACCCAUUCACCUAGGAGAUGACCCCGACAAAUUGCCUCCGUACCAUCGAGAUGAGACACUCAGGGGUUCUUGGGGUCAUGAAGAUGAUAGAAUGCAGGAGGAAUUUCCUUUAGAUAGUCAAGAUGACCCUUCUUUGGAGCAUGAGCAAUUGGAUGACUGGGAAAGAGAACGAUACUGGAGAGAUCACAACUCUGAUUACCAGGAUGAUUCUGUAGAUGCAUAUGACAGAGAUGACAGGUUGCAAUCCCACCACUCCUUGCCUCCACUGUCUCCCCUACCACCACUACCUCCUUUAUCAUCCGAUCGUGACAGACGAGAUUCAUGGUGGGAUGACUGGAAAAGGCCAAGAGAGAGGGAACUAGAGAGAGAUCUAGAAAGGACUGGAAGAUCCUCGGAUAUUUAUGAACAAGAUUUAGACAGAGAAUGGGAUAGAGACUGGGACAUGAGACCUGUGGAUGACAGAGAAAUGGGGAAUCGUGACAUGGAUAUCCCCCCUCUACCACCAUUACCACCUCUUCCACCCCUGGACAGAUACCGUGAAGAUAGAUGGAGGGAGGAUAGGAACAGAGAUCAUUAUGACAGAGACCUCCGAGAUAGGGGAGAGCUGAGGAUUCGAGAAUAUCCAGAGAGAUAUGACACAUGGCGGGAGAAGCAAGACUACGUUCCUGAAAGGGCUGAUUGGGAGAGGGAACGGUUGUCAGAUAGGUGGUAUCCAGAUGAUGGAGGCAGACUGCGGUCUUUGGAUGAUCAUUCAGAUUCAUCCCUUCCUCCACCUUCACAUUCCUCUGAUAUGCUGGGAGCAGAUUCAAACCUGGACUCUGACCAGUCCUUGGGAGGAGUGAUGGUCCUUAGCCAAAGACAGCACGAGAUAAUUCUGAAGGCUGCCCAAGAGCUCAAAAUGCUUCGAGAGCAAAAAGAACAGCUACAGAAGUUGAAAGAGUUUAAGCCUGACAUUUCCACACAGGACUCUCCGAGAUCACAGAAUAUAAGCACAAGGCCAGGUACCUUUCAGGUCUCCUCUCAGCUAUCUUCAGAGGCACCAAUAGAAGCCCAAGCUAUUAAACCUUCUCCUGCUGUAAUUAUAAAGCCUCCCGUGUUGUUCAGACAGCCCACCCCUGUGACAAGACCAAGUGCCCCACUGGCAAGGCCUGCUACACCUAUGACAAGGCCACAUGCUCCAGUUUCUACUCCAACUACAACCCCAAGUCAUGGUCAGUCUUUAAAACCAUCACCUUCUACUAUGGAACAGGAACGCUGGGAUGAGGAUUCUUUCCAUGGACUGUGGGACACAAAUGAGGAUAAAGGAGCAAAUAUGGAGUACGAGUUGUGUAAACAGGAGUCAAUGAUGCCUCCACCUGUCUCGUCGCCUGUGAAAGUACCCACUGUUCACACCUCUGUUGCGUCAGCUGUACCAGUGUCCCUUCCUCCAGUUAUUCCACCGGUUCCUAAAGCACCCGUAAUUCAGCAAACUGUGGAUUAUGGCCACGGGCGAGAUAUAACCACCAGUAAAGUGGAACAGAUUCCAUAUGGGGAGAGGGUAACCCUGCGUCCAGAACCUCUACCGGAGAGGCAAACAUUUCAAAAAGAGCACCCAGGUCGUUACAACAGAGAAAGAGAUCGUGAACCUUAUUUUGAGCGUCAAGGUAAUUCCAACACAGAUCAUCGGGAUUUCAAGAGAGAGCGGGAAUUGCACAGAGACCGUGGUUCUGUGGAUUAUGAACGAGAGAGAUUUGAAAAAGACCGGCAUCCCCGAGAUGAUAGGGUUCUUCCUACUACACCUUCAAGGACUCAGUCUUACCGUGACAAGAAAGACCAUCCCUCCUCCAGGCGGGGUGGUUUUGAAAGACCACCAUAUGAACGAAAGACAGAUCGUCCAGCAUAUGAUCAUGGGCCUUCCAUGUUUGGAGAAAACUCUUCUGUCCAAACACUGGAAUUUGAAGGUGAUCGUAGAAACUAUCCUGAGGAAAGGAUUCCUAUUUCUGCUCCAUCAAUACCCCGUCAGCCACCACCUGCUCCACGAGUGGAAAGAAAGCCAGAAUCUAAAAAUGUAGAUGAUAUUUUGAAGCCACCAGGACGGGAUAGCAGGCCAGAGAGGAUUGUAAUCAUAAUGAGAGGGUUGCCUGGCAGUGGAAAGACACAUGUCGCAAAACUCAUCAGGGAUAAAGAAGUAGAGUGUGGAGGACCUGCACCAAGAGUGCUCAGCCUGGAUGACUAUUUUAUCACUGAAGUGGAAAAAGAAGAGAGAGACCCAGAUACAGGGAAAAAAGUGAAAAAGAAGGUGAUGGAGUAUGAAUAUGAAGCUGAUAUGGAAGAGACCUAUCGUACCAGCAUGUUUAAAACUUUCAAAAAGACCUUGGAUGAUGGCUUCUUCCCCUUCAUAAUCCUUGAUGCUAUCAAUGAUAGAGUGCGACACUUUGAACAGUUCUGGAGUGCUGCAAAAACCAAGGGUUUUGAGGUGUACUUAGCUGAAAUGAGUGCAGAUAACCAGACAUGUUCCAAGAGGAAUAUUCAUGGACGCAAGCUAAAGGAUAUCAGCAGGAUGUCUGAUCACUGGGAGGCAGCACCACGUCACAUGAUGCGUCUUGACAUUCGUUCUCUAUUGCAGGAUGCCGCUAUUGAAGAGGUAGAGAUGGAGGAUUUUGAUGCAAAUAUUGAAGACCAGAAAGAAGAAGACAAGAAGGACACAGCAGAGGAGGAAGAAAGUGAACUGAGCUCUCCUCGACUGUCACAAUAUAUGACAACAGUUAUGAAGAAGAAUGCUUUCUCUGCCAAGGUUCUCUGUCAGUAGGUGUUUCCAAGAUGAGGGAUUAGGUUUCUUGGAUAAAUGAAGGUUAGAGAAUUGCCCUGAGGGCUGGUGUUUUUAGGUAUGUAUCUAAAAGACUAUGGAAGGCUUCCAAAGGAUUCUUGGUAUGUGCUGGAGCUGCAACUGGUCAAUGCGUGAGGAGUUGAAUGUGUCAAACCCUGGUUCCCACAACCAAGUAUUUCAGCUGCUUUCUAAACUGCCAUUCCUGAGGAAUAGUAAAUUUCCAUCAAGAAAAAGGACUUUGCUCAUCUCAGACAUUUUUGGUUACUUCCUGUUUAUUGGAGUCUUGUACCAAAGGAUGAAGUCUGAAUCUUUUCUUAUCCUAUCUGAUGACCAGGAUAUUGUACAGAUUCAGCACACAAUAGGCCAUUUCACACCAUCAAAGUCACUCUUGUUGCUAUUAUCAACUCCCAUAGUGUUGCUUUUAGCAUUCAGACAAUUCUUGCUUUUCUGUGCUUGAUGGUAUGAAUUAUUGAUGCAUUUAACUUAGCGUUCUCACCAGUGUAUCACACAUCACUUUCUUCAAUACAGGCUUCUAGCUGUGGUGUAAACUUCCUGAGCAAAUUUUAAUGGGCAACUCGGUUUAAAAGUAUAGCUAUACAUAUAUACAUGAAGGUUUUUUAUUUGUUACAAGGAAAUAUUGCAGCACAAACCGUCUUAGUUGGUAUUACAGACUUGAUUAAAAACAAUAAAAUACAGAGAUCUGAUAAUCUCAAGUCACUGAUACAUGCUUGAUAGAAAAAAGGUCUUUCGAGGAUUUUGGAAGAGCAAUGCUGAACACAAUCAAAAGCAGUGUAGCUCUCUGGAACAGUACACUCUGAUUUAGUAACCCUUAAGAUUAACAAGUACACGUAUGUUUACCACAGUGGAGGCAAAUAAAUAGAGCAGGAAAGAAGUUAGUGUAAUAAAACUGGUUUGUGGAUUGUUUGUUUCCGUGUUGAAAUUUUCUAGAGUAGUUCUUUUCCCUCUAUUAAAAAUCAUUCUUAAAAUAAUGAAAUUCUCACAAGGGUUCCAUUUCAUUAUGUUGAGCUUUUUAUGUGAUUGUAGAGAAACAUAAGUACUUUUAUACCAAAUUUGAACAGCUGAAACGAGUUACAUGGGGUUGCUCAAUAAGGAUUUACUUGUCCGUGAGUAUGAAAUUAGAAAAUAACAAGAACAUGCCUAAAAUAAAUAGCUUUUUGCCAAAUUUAAUAUCAUUAUGCUAAUCAACAAGGAAUAAACUGCCUAAAGAUCAUGA